GGUGAGCUUCUCUCGGAUAAAUCAAGCUUCAAGAGAGAGAGAGAGAAUGGAGGAUCAGGAUCUGUUGGGGAUGGGGGUGGGGGGAUUUCAGGAUAGACUCUGGAAGAUUGAACGUAGUCUUAUAACUGCAACAAAAAGUCUACACAAUCUGUCUGGAGAUUUUGAAUAUAUUCAAUCUUCGACUCGAGGAUUUCGUACUCUUCGUACUGCUCUCGAAGAGCAAUUAGAGAAACUCUCACGGUCUAACCCGGAGAUUCUACGCCAUGAUUUAUGUUCGAACGAGUUACAGAGGUCGACAAUUAACAUAGGCGAGAGUUUGGCGGGACUUUCUAGCUCCAAGAAAGAACUGAUGGUAUUGUUGGAGACUAUUAGCAAGGAAAUUUCCGCGGUCUAUAGCGAUUUGGAGGACAAUGAUGAACUCAUUAGAGGCAAAAAUCUUGAUCAGAGGUUGAAAGCGCGUCUAAAUGAUGUUAACAAAACUAUGAAUCGUGUGUCUGCCUCUUUAGAGGAUCAUAAGAAAAAAUUUGAUAUGCUUUGUAAAGAUAUUCAGACUUCAUCAGACGCAUUCAGCCCCUACCAAGAUGCUCUAUCUACCUCGCUGGUGUUUACCAUUUCCAAGCAAAUUCAUUUUCCUCUUUUAAAAAGAUUUCUGGGGAGUGAUGAGGAAAAAGCAAUGGGGAGCCUGACAGAUGCAGAGCUGCGCAUUGUUGAUGGGAUUCUCAAAUAUAUUCCAGUCUUGCAACUGAGACGCGUCAUGAAUACUAAUCCUCAUUCUGAUAUCACCAUCAUCAAGUGCUGGAACGGAGUUCUAUUUUCUUACUGGAAAGAAAAUAAGGAUCAUGUAACUGUGGAUGAAUUUGGGAACAGGUGGUCCUCAAAGAUGGGCGAUAUCAUAAACCAACUAGACCACGAGGUAUGCUGGGCAAUCGUUAUCGUUGACCUUGUUAGUGCUGUGAGACACAUCUUGAGACGCGACACCCAAAAAGUAAAAUAUUCUGCUCAAUAUCUUGUUGAUUUCACAAGAGCAAAUUCACGUUCACGUUCUAGUUCUAAAAAGAACAAACCCGGCCAUUCUUGUUACGCUUGUCCUGUUCUUGAGGGGUUGAAGUAUGUCCAAGAAAACGGAAUCGAAACGGAAGCAGCACGUCCCUUUGAUAAUGCUUUUUGCAAAAAAGAUUUUGAUCGAAGGAGUUCCUUGAACCUAGCGUACAUCGAGGAUGUGGUGAAAUUGCCGAGCAUUGAAGAAACAAUUAAAGUAUUGGAUAAGCAUCCUGUUGCAGCUACCAUACCUAUCUUCGAGCCAGAGUACUCAAUGAUUGGAGAGAAUAUUUACCGGGGCCCUACUUCUACCAUUUCAAGAUAUGGUACUACUCAUGCCAUAAAUAUUACGGGUGUGGGAAAAGAUGAGAAGACUGGUGAGAAAUUUGUUUGGGCGAAAUCAAGCCACGGUUUGAAAUUUGGUGUUGCUGGAUACAUGAAGGUGUCAAUAGAGAUGAUGAUGAUGUGCCUUACGACCGGUAAGUAUGGGGAGUUUGUUGACAACCCAUUUCGGUCUCUGUUCGAAUUUGUGUACCCAACCCUUCUCUCCGAGGAAGAUGAAGAAAAACGCAAGAGACAAGAGGAUGUCACUUCGAAUGCUUGAUUCCAAACUGGUGGGACAGACUGAUGUAGGGAGACUAAUCGUUUAAGACUUUCAAAAUUCUUGUUUAAUUUCUUAUUUUCCUUUGUGGGUUUCUUAGGUGUUUGCCUUCUUUUCAAAAGAAAACCCAUACAACCCGAUCCUACCCUUUUUGUGGUUGUUCUGAAACAAACUUGUGAGAGCAAA
This is a messenger RNA of Arabidopsis arenosa, 1825 nucleotides long. Lineage: Eukaryota; Viridiplantae; Streptophyta; Magnoliopsida; Brassicales; Brassicaceae. The record is from the annotation of a GenBank genome assembly.